This is a messenger RNA of Malassezia japonica, 3567 nucleotides long. Its product is annotated as 1-phosphatidylinositol 4-kinase. Gene Ontology annotation, cellular component: nucleus. The coding region runs from base 1 to 3567 and encodes 1188 amino acids. The transcript has a single exon. Gene Ontology annotation, molecular function: ATP-dependent chromatin remodeler activity; ATP binding. Lineage: Eukaryota; Fungi; Basidiomycota; Malasseziomycetes; Malasseziales; Malasseziaceae. Gene Ontology annotation, biological process: DNA repair. The record is from RefSeq and is a predicted model, not a curated record.
AUGGACGAGUAUAAUAGCCAGCUACCGUUCGACGCCACCGCUGGUGCGAGCGACGCCAAUCUCUUGCCUACAGGAUGGCAGGACCAAUCCUUUGACGCGCUGGAAGCGACCCAGAAACUCCUCGAAGCCGCUGCCCAGGGACAGGACUGGCAGCCCCAGCUCGAGUAUGUACAGAACUCGUACGGCACUCCGAUCGACCUCACGACGGAAGACGACGACGAUAUCGAUGAGCCGAUCCUCGUCGAGACACGCAUCGCGCCGACGCCGCCGCUGCGCCGCAAUGCCUACGUGCCGCCGCAGCGGGGGGCGCACAUGCCGCCCAAGUGGGUGUGCAUCGGGAUCAUCUAUCCUUCGGUCUUGUGCAUGUAUGGGUUGCCGCCCGAGCUGCAGCUGCAGGGGCUCCCGGGCGAGUACCCGGACGUGGACCCGGAAUGGGAGAGUCUCACGUUCUGGGGCGAGCCAGGCUAUCGCCCUGUGGCGAUUCACGAGGGCGCCAAGCAGGGCGCGAUCACUGGCAAUCAGCGCCUGGGAAUGUCUGUAUCGACGCUGCUCCCGGGGCCGUCGGACCUCGCGCCGAGCGACCCCAACAACAAGCCCGAAAUCCUGAACGAGUUUGGCACGCUCUCCGACAAGUACAGCAAGAUCGUCGAGUACUUUACUGGACAGGACCAGCUCAUGACGAUCUCGCGCUGCAAACUCGUAUCACCGACCAAGGCACAAAACUUUACGCAGUCGAUCGAGACGCUGCUCUUUGUUCCGGACGCUAGCGUCCCGAUCGUCGUCGGCUCGCUCACGCGCUCGGAUAUCUACCUCGAGACGCCGGACGCGUACAACGCGAGCGACUUUCCCGAUAUGCCCAAGCUACUCAAUCCGGAGGAGAUCCAGCCGCGGCGCCAGCGCCCGCGGUACACUGCGCCGCUCUACACGCCGUACAUGAGCACCGCCGAGACGUACAACUCGAUCGGCUCGCUGGGCGGCACGCCCAUGUCGAAAGAGAUGCUCGAGGAAGAGCAAAAGGCGCAGAUCAACUCGGUGUACGACAGCCUGAAGGGCAGCGAGAAUCUCGGCGAGACGGAUCCCGGGCCCCUCAUUUCUGCCAAGCUCUUUACACACCAGAAGCAGGCACUGACCUUUUUGCUUGAGCGUGAGCGCGAGCGCCGCUUUGAAGAACUGCUGAAUACAGAUGGAUCCGACGAUACCAACCACAUUUCCCUAUGGACCGUCGCGCAGCAGGCUGGCGGACGUAUUCAGCGCUUCCAAAACAUUGUCACGCAGACGACACUCAACCGCACGCCGGGAAUCUGCCGCGGAGCGAUCCUCGCCGACGAUAUGGGUCUCGGCAAGACGAUCACCGUCAUCUCGGUCAUCGCCAAGACCAUGGCCGAGGCGCAUGUGUUUGGGCACUCGCCGCUGGCGCCGGACGUCUGGAGCGACGACGAGCCGCAGCUCGUUGGCGACUCGCGCAACCGGCGCACGGCCGAGCAGGCACGGCGCGAAGAGCUGCGCUGCCGCAGCCGCGCGACACUGCUCGUCUGCCCGCUGUCGAUCGUCUCCAACUGGGAGUCGCAGAUCCGCGAGCACUGGGACCCCCAGAACCAGCCCUCGAUCUAUGUAUACCACGGCAGCGGCCGCCUCACCGAUCCUCAUCUUCUUGCAGACUACGACGUGGUGAUCACGACAUACUCUACGCUCGGCUCCGAGUUUUCGAAUCAGACGACGUGGGCCGCAGCGGCGGGCAAGGGCGACAAGGACGACGACCUGCUCGAGAUCGACGCGGAUGGCGCCCCGGUCACCAAGAAGCGGCGCAAGAUGAACGAGGCGCCGAAUACCUGCCAGCGCAUCGAGUGGUUCCGCAUCGUGCUCGACGAGGCGCACAUUGUGAAGGAGUCGCGCACCUGGCAGUCCAAGGCGGUGUGCAACCUGUCGGCACCGCGCCGCAUCUGCCUCACGGGUACGCCGAUCCAGAACAAGCUCGACGACCUGUACGCACUGAUCCUCUUCUUGCGUCUCGAUCCCUUCUCGGACAGGACGGUGUGGAACCGGUUCUGCCGGGACAAAAAGCAUCUGUACCUCAACCAAUCGCGCAGCAAGGACGACGAGCUACUGGACCCUACGUCGCUCGUUCGUGUACAGACCAUUAUGAAGUUCCUUACGCUGCGCCGCAUGAAGACGGACCGCCGCCCCGACGGCAGCCUGAUCCUUGCGCUGCCGCCCAAGGCCUCGCGUGUCGUGAAGCUUGCGCUGAGCGAGGCGGAGCGCACCAAGUACCAGCGCCUGCACUCGCGCUUCCGCGAAGAGUUUGAGGAGCACGUUGCCGAUGGAACGGUGGGCGUGAACUAUGCAACAAUCCUGCACGAGAUUCUGAUCCUGCGCAUGAUGUGCGACCACGCCGAGCUCGUCGAGGACUCGAUGGACUCGGGCCGCGCACGCUUCGGCAUGGAGGACCUUUCCAGUGCGAUCCGCGACGACGGCCUCACACGCCGCCGCGCCGCCGAGUUCUUCAUGCUCCUGAGCGACAGCAUGCUGGCACAGUGCAACAACUGCGGCACGGAGCUCCCGAGUCUCGCCGCGCCCGCCGACGAGAUGGACGGCGCGCCGCGCAAGAACGAUCCCAAGCUCCCGGUCGUGACGCGGUGCCAACACACGUUCUGCUCGCAGUGCUUCCAGUCGCAGGUCGGUCACGGCUGGCCGAAGCCGAGUAAAGAGACGCGCGAGCCAUGCCCGUGCUGCGGCACAGAGCUGCACCUGAUCCUCGACGCGGUCGCGCUGACGCCCGCCGACGCGGAUCUUGCCGAGUCGGGUGUUGCGCCGGAGAAGGAAAACGGCUCGCGCCUCCUUGCCGCGCUCGACGAAAAGGCGCAACCCAAGCUUGCGGCGCUUUUCCGCCCGGACGACCCUGCAUCGUGGCCGGAAACGUGGAGCACCAAGGUACGCGCGCUGAUGAUGGACCUCUUGCCGUUUGCCAAGUGCAAUCCCUCGUCGCAGCUGUACGACCCCGAGGCGCCGGUGCUCGAGCAUGUCAUCGCGGCCGGCAGUGACGAGCAAUCGCCGCUCGUCGAGGUGCGUGCCGUGGAAGACGUCGACCAGAAAGGGCGCCACCCGGUCAAGUCGGUCGUCUUUUCGCAAUGGACGCGCAUGCUGGACAAGAUCGGCGGCGCGCUCAGCCACGCCGGCAUCAAACACCGCCAGCUCGACGGUACGAUGAGCCGCGGGCAGCGCGAAGAGGCGCUGCAGGCGUUCAAAUCCGAUCCGAGCGUCGAGGUGUUCCUCGUGAGUCUGCGCGCGGGUGGCUUUGGUCUGAACCUCGUGUCGGCGUGCCGCGCGUACCUCAUGGACCCCUACUGGAACCCUGCGGUGGAGAACCAGGGAUUGGACCGUAUCUACCGCCUUGGCCAGCAGCGCCCGGUCGUAAUGACCAAGUUUAUCGUGCACAAGAGCAUCGAAGAGCAGAUGCUCGAGCUGCAGCGCCGCAAGACGGAGCUUGCCAACCGCGUCGGCGCCCGCCGCCUUACGGGCGACGAUGCGAAGCGCAACAGGAACGAGGAGCUCAAGCUGCUCUUUUCGUAG